Messenger RNA from Closterium sp. NIES-67, 3389 nucleotides. The record is from the annotation of a GenBank genome assembly. NCBI's taxonomy places the organism in Eukaryota, Viridiplantae, Streptophyta, Zygnematophyceae, Desmidiales, Closteriaceae.
GACUGUCCAGCAAACGCAGUACAGUCCACUGAGCAGCAGGCGGAAUGAAACCACCCGCCAGGCUCCUACCAGCCGAUUCUUAACUUAGGGUUAGAGGCAGUUUCACUUAUCCAGAGGACAGAUUCGGCCGUAGUACCCACCAGGUUCCUCCUUACGGGCCAUUCCAGCCGAAGGGUUCCGAAUUCAUCUGAAUCAGCCGUAAUACCCGCGAGAUUCCUCCCAGCUCGAGAUAUUUUCCCGAGAACGUCACGUGGUCGACGUACCAACGCCACCCGCGCGGUUGCCUGAUCGCAGGACUUCGCGCAUUGUAGCCUUCGCUCGAAUUUGUAGUCUGCCUGCCUUUUCCCCCCAUUUUCCCUGCAUUAGUCCGCUGAACGUAAUUCGUCCGUAACUCGUCGGCUGAGCUGAGCUGUAACGUCUGCUGAGUUGCGUUCUUACCGCUGCUUCAGCCGGACGUCGUCUGCUGCACACCGCUCGCCGUCAGCCUUUGGCCCCCCGUCAGAACAUUCACGCGCGGUCGAACAGAAAAAGGACUCGAGCCCGUGAUACCCUCAAUCCCUAGGUCGAGUGUCCCUCCUGCAAAGCUCCUAACCUCCUAGAUUCUCGUUUCAGCAUCGAGUGUCCCUCCUACAAAGCCAAGCUAUCGCAUUCGUCGGUGUUCCAUCUGGCCUUCGAGGCGACACGACGAAUUCGAGCCUUCGGCAUCCCAGACACGCAUUCCAUCGCGAAGUCACCUCAAACUCGCCCAUCCGCUCGGCAUAUCGAAUCAACCGCAUCCCCUACCCUCCCCACACUCCCAGAUCCCGAAGUCUCUAAGCCAUAUCGGCUAAUCGCCACCAUGGCAGCCGCAUCGCCCCGGCAGGUCGCCUGUUCCCCAUCCAGUCGCCUCUACACCCCCACGCUCUCGUCGCUUGCCAAGACGCGCGCCCAUGGCCCGUCGGAGUCGAAGGGGCUGGAGCGGAUGCCCGCUGCGACGUCGCCGAAUGCGUCGCCACUGUCGCCCGUGCGACGUCGAGGUUCCGCCUCCCCCUUCUCACAUGGUUUUCCGUACCCGUCUCCGCCUAACAGCCCCCCCGCUUCCCCCCGCUGCCUCAGCUCUCCCGCUUCCCCUGGCCGCCUGGGGCUCGGUUCCCCCGCUUCCCCCGGUCGGGGGGAGCGGAAGGCGACGGCUACCCGGCGCAACUCUCCGCCCAGCGGCACCCGCGAAAGCGCGGACGCGGGGGAAAGCCUGGCGACGCGGCUGCGGCGGCAGGUGCAGGAGCAGCAGCGACAGCGGCAGGAGCGGCGGCAGCAGCAGCAGCAGCGGCGGAUUCUGGAAGAGGAGCAGAGGCGGUCGGACGAGCGCUCCGAUUGGUCAGGCUCUCCGCGAAUCACGCUAAUGGCGGCGGGAAGACAAGAGGUGCUUUUUACCCGACAGAUGCUGAAAACGGCGGAACUGACGGCGCAGUUGACGGAGCUCCGUCAGAUGACCGUGGAACUGCCGGACGAGGCGGAGUCGGACGAUUCUAGCUCCGUCAACGACUCUGGUUCCGUCAACGAAGCGUCGUCUGCCAGUGGGAGUGGCGAGUGGUCGUCUGACGACGCGGACAGCUUCGCCCGCGUGAAGCAUCUCCGUUAUAAGCUUGCUGCGAGUCCCGUCUCCGUGCUGGACCUGGAGCAGCAGCGGAAUAACAUGAAACCGCAAGGGGAGGAAUACGACUCGGACGCAGUAACGACGACAAGCAGCGGAGAGCUGAACCCCACCUUGGUUCUCCAAGACUUUCUGAUAAGUAACAGGAAGGCAGGAUCAAAGACGGCUUCGUCCCCCUCCGUCUCCUCCUCCUUUUCGUCCUCCCUCUCCUCCUCCCUCUCCUCCCCUACAGCCCUCUCACCUUCCCCCCCAAUAUCUGAAAGUGAGACCCCCUCUCUUCCUUCUCCUGCACUGUCCGCCCUCCCUCCUCCUCCUCUUUCCUUACCUUCUCCGUCCCUUCAUUCCUCCUCUCCUACUCUUCCUCGCUCCCCUCCUCGCUCCCCUCCUCUCUCGGCCCCUCGCUCGCCUCCUCGCUCUUCUUGCCCUGCCGAAUCCCUGGCCCUCCUAGACCUAUCCAGCACGGAUUUGGUCAUGGCUGACGUGGCGGGCAUCGAGGGGCUUGCUGACGUGGCGGGGAUCGAGCAGGACCUGGAGUACGUGCGCCACGUGUUGCUGCUCUCUGGUUUUGCAGGAGACGCCUUGCCUCCUCUCUCCUCCGUCCCAUCCCUCGGCCUUCCAGUACGGAGAGAGGUGUUUGAACAGCUAGAGACGGAGAUCACAGGAGACAUCAACAGCGUCUGCAGCAGCCGUGAUAGCAGCAGCAUUGGAGGAACUGAGACUGAUGCUGCUGGUCAGGGCGCCGAUGGCAGCAGCAGCGACACGCGCACCACAAACACCAGGAGCAACAAGAGCACUAAGAGCUCGGAGGAGCGACGGCAGCGAAUGCUGCUGUUUGACGCUGUCAACGAAGCACUCGGCCGCACCCUUGCUCCGUUCCUCAACCCGCCCCGAUGGGACCUUGACACGUGUCCUUCCUCCACUGCCCGGCCAAUCUCCUUCCGGCAACUGCACAGGCGACCAGUGGGAAAGGAGCUGCUCAAGAGAGUCUGGGUGGAGAUCCAUGAUUGGCCGAUUCCACCGUCACCUGACGUGUACGACGUGCUUGAUGACGCUGCCAGGAGGGACAUGCUGAAGGGCGUUGACCGGUGGUCCCAGGGAGAAAUGAGAGACUCAGAGGCUGCUGCCGUGGCCUUUGACCUGGACGGGAUGAUUCUCGACGCGCUUGUUGAGGCGGCUUGUAAGGAGUACAGCGAGGCAGAGCGGGAGCGGGUGGAGAGGAGGAGAGUGCGUGAGUUGCAGGAGAGGGAGAGGCGGAGCAGGAGGAGCAUUGGAGGGAAAGCCUGUGGGGGUGGAUGUGAGGGGAAAGCCUCUAGAAAGACGCCGGUGCGGUCUGGGAGUGUGGGGAGGGUGGGAAGGCCCAUGACCCCACAGAAGGGGGGGGGAGGAGGAGCAGGUGCAAGGGCAAGUAGCGUUGAAAGGGCAGCGGCGAAGGGUGCAGAGUUGCAUGGGGUGGAUCGGACCCCUACUAGGCUUUCUACUCCUGUAAGGGCUGCCAGUUCAGGGAUGUGUGUGCGGUCAAUUGGUGCUGGGAGGAUGGUGCAAAGGCCCGUGGGAGGGGCGGUUGGUGGGGACGUGGAGAGAAGGUGGAGAAAAUGAUCGAAGCGUAGCAGUGUUCAAGGCCAGUCUUGAACAGAACUGAUCAGCUAUACUGAUUGCUAGUUGAUGUCAGUGGAGCUGUCUCAGCUCUACACCCUGGGUUUCUUUCUGCUAAUUAGCAUUUUGUUUCUGUUUUUUGUAGUGUAAACGAUUAACAGCCGGU